Messenger RNA from Ictidomys tridecemlineatus (thirteen-lined ground squirrel), 9786 nucleotides. RefSeq names its product helicase with zinc finger 2 (gene Helz2). NCBI's taxonomy places the organism in Eukaryota, Metazoa, Chordata, Mammalia, Rodentia, Sciuridae. Gene Ontology annotation, molecular function: 5'-3' DNA helicase activity; ATP hydrolysis activity; RNA binding. The record is from RefSeq and is a predicted model, not a curated record.
UGAUCAGGCAUCUGAGGUUUGAGCCGCCCCAGGGGCAGAAUCGAAAGUGAUCACUGCUGGAGGUUGGUGCUGUGGGCCAGGGAGUCUUGAAUGCCGCCCUGAAGAGCCUGGUCAGCUUCAGACAUGGCAUCCCCGGGGCGUGGUCCGUUGCCCACCAGCCCUCUGGCCACCAAGGGGCUAGCCAGGCUCUACGCCAAAGUGGACCUCUAUCUGGGUUGCCCUCGCUGUGCCCAGCGCCUCAACGAGACCACCUAUGUGCUGCAGAAGGUGGAGCAUGGCUGCCCCCAGGAGAUUCUGCUGGCCCGCUGCAAGUGCACUGCCAAGAGUCAGGUCUGGCGCAGGGUGGGCCGCAGGCCCACCUUCCCAAGGCCUCUGUACUACAAAGUCUGUCGCUACUACAGCCCAGAGCUGGGCUGCCGGCGCCACAGGAACCGGUGCACUUUCGCCCACAGCCGAGAGGAGGCACUGGUCUGGACCUUCGAACGCAAGCACAACCUCUCCCGACUGUGGCUGAAGGCUGCCUUGCAGGGCAAGAGGGCUCAGGGUGGGCCACCUGGGGCGGCUGACACCAUCUGUGCAGAGUUCGGAGGUCACUUCCAACUUCUGUGUGCCCACUGCUUCAGGCGCUGCCCCCCACACCUUAGCCCUAUGGACCCCCAGGGACGGUGCCCCGAGCAUGGAACCUGCCAGUCACUCCUCAUCCAUGUCAGCACCGAGGGCCGCAAGCGGCAGUUUGUAGAGGUGCGGCCACUGCCCCAGAAUCGCCCCCUGCUGAACUACUGCAUGUUCGUGGAGCGUGGGCAGCCGUGCCGCCAUGGCGCUGCCCGCUGCCAGUAUGCACACAGUGCUGUAGAGAUGGCCGUGUGGAAGGCCGAGCAGCUGGAUGGGCUCCAGCGGGAGGACCUGCUCACUCACCCUGCCCUUGGGGAGGCACAGUGUACAGCGCCCCAGGGCCAGCCCCCUGGGGUCCAGCUGUACUGUCACACCUGCCUGGUCACCUGCCACACUCAGGAAGCCUUUGAGAACCACUGCUCCUCCCUGGAGCAUGCACAGAUGGUGGCCUACGACCAGGCUGUGCCCUGGGAGUACCGCAGCCCACCCAUGGGGUUGUCUACAUUUGAGCUUUGCCCAAGGCCUGACCUCUGUGAAUAUGGGGACAUCUGCACCAAGGCACACUCAGCCCAGGAACUGCAAGAGUGGGUCCAGCGGGCACAGGCCCUGCAGCUGCGGGAGCAAGAAGCCUGGAAGGAUGGGUUGAUGCCCUACCGGGCGCGGCUGCUGGCUGAGUACCAGCACAGCAGCAGCGAGGUCCUGGUGCUGGCUGAGACUGUCCCUGGAGUGUCUAUUACUUGCCACCAGCCCCUAGUGCAUAAGGCCCAGGAGAAGAAGACCCAACACAGCUGGACGUUCACUGUCCACUCUGAGGACCCCCUGCUCCACGUGGCCCUGCUUAAGCAGGAGCCUGGAGCAGACUUCUCGUUGGUGGCCCCCUCCCUCCCACGGGGCCAGCUGUAUGCGCAGGGGCAACACUUCCGUGUGCCUGACACCUCAGCUGAAUUCCAGGUGGAGGUGCAUGUGCAGGCUGCCUCCUUUGGUACCUUUGAGCAGUGGGUGGUCUUCGACUUUGGCCGCCGGCCAGUUCUGCUUCAGAAGCUGGGGUUGCAGCUGGGCCAAGCACAGAGCCUAGGAUUCUGUGGAAGGCCAGCACCUACCUUCCUCGAGGAGCGGGGCCGCUGGCACACAGGCAACCGUCACGUGGUUCCUUGCGUGCCACGCACAGCUGAGCAAGCAGCCCUGGUGGCCAAGUACAAGGCGCCGGCCCUGGCCUUGGAGUUCAGUCACAGCAGCCUGGCCUCAGGCCCCAUCUCUCUUAGCAACUAUCGGCAGAAGAUGCACAAUUUCCUCUAUGAGGAGGAGGCUGCUCAGCAGCAGCUGGUGGCCAGGCUGACCAUGCAGGUCCAGGUGUCCCUGAAGGCGGCUCUGCAGACACCAGCACUGGGCAUGCUCUUCGCACCACAGGGAGCCCUCUACGCCGAAGUCCCUGUCCCCUCCUCUCUGAUGCCAGAUACAGACCAGGGCUUCCUGCUGAGUCGGGCAGUGAGCACGGCCCUCAUAGCCCCUGUGCCCGCACCUAAUGACACAGUGUUCGAAGUGCAGCUGGAGACACGGGCCAGCUCAGAGCAAGCUCUGUGGCUACUGCUGCCAGCACACUGCUGUGUGGCCCUAGAGCUAAAGCCUGAGGACAACCCCCUCUUAGAAGUGCAGUUCCAGAUUGACCCAAUGCCAUUCCGCCUCUGGCACCAGGCAGUGGACGCACUGCCCAAGGAGCACCUGGUGAUACCGGACCUGCCCAACUGCACUGUGCCCCAUCUCGGGCCCAUCCCACCCUCACUGUGUGGAAACCGCAAGCAGAAGAUGGCUGUGCGGCUCAUUGCAGGCAGCAGCCCAGGAGGCAUGAAGCCUGUUCCCCCGCUACUCAUCUAUGGGCCCUUUGGCACUGGCAAAACCUACACACUAGCCAUGGCCUCUCUGGAGGUGGUUCGGCAGUCCCACACCAAGGUACUCAUCUGCACACACACCAACAGUGCUGCAGACAUCUACAUCCGGGAGUAUUUCCACGCCUAUGUCAGCAACCACCCUGAGGCAGCUCCGCUCCGGGUGAUGUACACAGACCGCCCGCCCAGCCAGACAGACCCUGCUACGCUGCAGUACUGCUGCCUGACAGAGGACGGCCGGGCCUUCCGCCCACCCACCAGGGCAGAGCUGGCACAUCACCGCCUGGUGGUCACCACCACUUCCCAGGCCCGAAAGCUGCAGGUGCCAGUCGGCUUCUUCUCCCACAUCCUCAUCGAUGAGGCUGCCCAGAUGCUGGAGUGCGAAGCCCUCACCCCACUGGCCUAUGCCUCACCCCACACCCGUGUGGUGCUGGCGGGGGACCACAUGCAGGUCACGCCCAGGCUCUUCAGCGUGCCCAGGGCUAGGGCGGCCAGGCACACACUGCUCUACCGCCUCUUCCUGCACUACCAGCAGGAGGCCCACAUGGUUGCCCAGAAGAGCCGCCUCAUCUUCCACGAGAACUACCGCUGCACCGCAGCCAUCAUCAGCUUCGUCUCACGCCACUUCUACACGACCAAGGGCAACCCCAUCCAGGCCAGCGGCAAGGUCCCACGCCACCCCCAGCACUACCCGCUCAUGUUCUGCCAUGUGGCGGGUACCCCUGAGCAGGACCUGUCCAGGACGUCCUGGAUCAAUGCAGCGGAGGUCGCUCAGGUGGUGGAGAAAGUGCAGGAAGUCUACAACACCUGGCCCCGCUGCUGGGGUAGCCGGGAGCAGAGACACAUCUGUGCUGUCUCCCAUGGUGCCCAGGUCGCUGCCCUGAGGCAGGAGCUGAGGAGAAGGAAGCUGGGCGAGGUGUCUGUGGGCAGCUUUGAGAUCCUGCCAGGGCGGGAGUUCCGGGUGGUGGUACUGAGCACUGUGCACAACUCCCUCAGUCUGCUCGGCCCCAGGGCACUGGCCUCCGAGUUCUUCACCGAGGCCCGUGUGCUGAACACGAUCAUGACCCGAGCCCAGUCCCAACUGGUGGCUGUGGGGGAUGCAGUAGCCCUCUGCUCCUUUGGAGCCUGCAGCAAGCUCUGGAGGAGCUUCAUCCACGAGUGUGUGGAGCACCGCAGCAUCUGUCCCGAGAGCCUGUCGCUAGAGCAGAUCGAGCAGAGUGUGGCUCAGAGGCGGCAUUGGGCCCCUGUGGCCCCCAGAGCAGAGGCAGCUGGGGCAGCAGUGGCUAGGGACACUGUCACAGAAGAGACAGCUGGAGGCCCAGCCACAGAGCACGUGGCUGUGGCAAGGGUUCUGCCCGAGCCCGUGGCCAAGGGGCGUGAGGUCGCUGUGAAGGUGGAGGCAGGGGACGCAGCCCCUGGGGAUGCAGCAGCAGGGCGGACCCUGGAGGGCAGGAGGCCUGCAGACCCCGAGGACUGGGAAUCUGACUUCUGGCCUUCCCACGGGGAGCUCGACGCCGAGGAUGCCAUCCUGCAGGAGCUCUUGGAUGAGAGCCGACAGGUGACAGUGACUGUUGGGGAGGAUGGGUUGCUGGACACCGUAGCCAGACCCAAGUCUCCACAGCAGGCCCAGCAGUACACCAACCUGCCCCCAGCCAUGCUGCGGGAGCUACUUCACUCAGAGCCCGAGCUGUACCGCCACUGCACGUUCCUGAAGGAGACCUUCCAGCGGGCGUCCGCCAUGCCGCUAAGCAAUGCAGCCUCCAGCCCCAUCCAGAUCAGGGGCCGUCUGAACUGUGGGAUGGCCUUUACAGGGGAUGAGGUGCUGGUGCAGGUCCUGGACCGGGAGGCUGGUGAUGGGGACAUGAUAGGACGGCUGCAGGGCCGUGUGGUGGGUGUGCUGAAGAGGAGGAGUCAUGCGCUGGCCUUUGUGUGCCGGAUGGACAAGUGGGAUCCCCGGAUCAUGAUCCCUGUGGACAGCUCUGUGACCAAGAUCUUUGUGGCUGAGCUGAAGGAUCCGCUGCACAUCCCCAUUCACCGCCUGCUCCGGGGCCGGGUGCAGCGUGUGGGGCACAAGACCCUCUCGGCUGAGGCUCGGCACACCCAGCUCUUCUGGGUCCACAUCGUCCUGUGGCGUGAGCGUUUCUACUACCCACUGGGCAUAAUCCUGGAUGUGCUGCCCGAGGCCACCACCUGGGAGCAGGGCCUCCGCAUCCUGGACCUGGAGCAUGGCCUCAGGACCCCCAUGCCUGACCCAGCCUCCAUCACCAAGGUGCUGGAGAGAUACCAAAUGGAGCUGGACUCUGCUGCUGGUGACCGAGAAGAUUGUCGCAGCCUCCUGACCUUCACUGUGGACCCCCAGGGUGCCUGUAACCUAGAUGAUGCCCUCAGUGUCCGGGACCUGGGCACCAGGUGUGAGGUAGCUGUGCACAUCACUGAUGUGGCCAGCUUUGUGCCCAGGGAUGGGACCCUGGACGUGGAGGCCCGCCGGCAGGGCAUUGCAUUCUAUGCUCCCGAUAGAGAGCCAGUGCUCAUACUGCCAGUCACAGUCUGCCAGGAAGUGCUCAGUCUCCUGCCAGGCCGGGACCGCCUGGCUGUCUCCCUCUUCCUCACCAUGGAGAAGGGCAGUGGCCAGCUCCAGAGCCUGCGCUUUGCCCCCUCUGUGAUAUGCUCUGACCACCAGCUGUCCUAUGAGGAGGCUGAGGCGAUGAUCAAGGGAUACCCAGGCGCCGGCCUGCAGCUGCCAGCCCACCUGGGCUCAGUGGAGGCCUGUGUCGCAGCUGCCUGCUACUUCUCCCGGGUGCUGCGCCGACACCGCCUGCAGACUGCCUGUGACUAUGAGCCCCCGCAGGAGGACAGUGAGCUGGGCUUCCGCGUAGCCCACAUCAUGGUCAAAGAGUACAUGAUCCAGUUUAACAGACUGGUGGCUCAGUUCCUGGUGCAGUGUGAGCACACAAGGACGGUCACACCCCUGAGGUGGCAGCCCACACCUAGCAGUCUCCAGCUUAAAGCCGUUCGUGAGCGGCAUGGAGAGUUGGUGGCCCUGUCACCGCGCCUCCAGCACUAUCUGCAUGACCAUAGCACCCCGGGCAAGCAGUUGCAUGUCCUGGCCUCCCUCUGGAAGCAUGUCCAGCUCGCUGCCCAUGCCCAGGACUACGACCGGAUGGUGGACCUCAUUGCCACGGAUGACAUGCACCCUUCUCUGGCUCCUGCAGGCCUUGCCUUCCGAAAGGUCCUAGGUCGCUCGGUGUUUGGCCGCUCUAGCCAGGGUGAGCAGCAACUGGCCAGCCACUACUCACUGCAGGUGGACUGGUACACAUGGGCCACAUCGCCCAUCCGCAGGUACCUGGACUUGGUGGUGCAAAGGCUGCUGCUGCUGGCGCUGGGCCAUGGGGGGCCUGAGUACUCCACCAGGGACAUCGAUGGACUCUGCCAGGACUUUGGCAGCCAGUAUGCAUGUUCCCGGAGCUAUCAGCGGCGGGCCCGAAGCCUGCACCUGGCCACCCAGCUCAAGGCCCAACCCCAAAAUAAGCUGGGCUUUGUGGUGGAUGUGGAGAUGGGCACCCACUGCUUCAAGCUCCUCUUCCCAGUCAACCAAGAGACGCUGCCUGAUCCCUACCCUGUCCACUAUAGCUACCUGCAGCUGGCUGACCACCCCCGCAGCCUGGAGAGCCGGCCAGGCCUGCGGCUGCUAUGGCGACGCCGCAUCUACUCGGUGCAGAGGUCCCGGCCAUCCUCCCCACUGCCUGGCACCUUGCACGACCCAUACACCCGGGUUGUGGGUGCAGCCCAAUGGAAGCAGCUGUUGGUGCUGAUGGAGGAGCAGCGCUGGCCGGAGGCAGCUGCCCUCAUCCAGGAGCAGGGCCAGGAGGAGUCCCCAGGGCGGGAGCCUAUACACGUGCGUCAGAGCCCCUGUGGCCAUUUCAUAGAGGUUGUCCGGGAGCUGGGCAGCGGGGACACCCUGCAGGUACAGCUCAGCACCAGCCUGCAGCGUGGCUUUCUGGCACCAGCCCUGCAGCUGUGGACUGUGGUGCCCGGCCUCAGCCUCUGCCUGGAGCAUGUGGAGCGGCCUGGUGACUGUUUCUCUGGGCGUGUGCUCCAGGCCUCGCAAGACUGGUACCGCGACGAGGAUGAGUACUCCCGUGUGUGGGAGCCUCUCUGCGGCCUGGAGUCGGCCACCAAUGCAGUUGCAGAGAACAGCUCCAUCACGCUGCAGCAUGUGUGCAUCAACUGGGACGCGGAGAGCACCCCCCAAGGGCACCUGCGGGGCACCUUCCUCCUGGACGCUGCCUUCCUCUGGGAGAGCUGCAUCCAUGUCAAUUUCAGCUGCUGCUAUCUCUGCAUCCGGCUCGAGGGGCUCCAGGCCCCUUCUGCCAGGCCCAGCAGCCUCAGGCCCAUCCUGAGCAUCGAUCCCCCUGGGUAUGCCUGGGUAGCGCACGGGCUGACUGAGGACUUGGACCAGGAGGACCAGGAAGACCGGCAGGAGGCCUUUAGGAGGGUGCACUUCUUCAUCCACCAAAUGGCCAUGGAGAAGGUUCCAGAAGAGGUGCUGAGGCCCGGCACUCGAUUCACUGUGGAGGUGAUGCCCAAGCAGCUUCCUGACCUGCGCAAGGAGGAAGCCGUGCGUGGGCUGAAGAAGGCGUCCCCCCUGGUGGUCAGCAUUGCUCUGGGCCGGUCCAGCCCCAAGCCCCACCCCAGCUCACCCUCCUGCCCCCUCCCUGUCCUGCAUGGGUGCUUAGGGAGGCCUGGUCCCCAGCUCCCAGUGGCUGCCAGCAGGCUCCUGGAGCUAGAGGCCUAUGACAUCCCCGGAGGUCACCACAAGUUGAAUUCUGGCCAGAACGAGGCCGUCAGGAAGGCUCUGGAGAAGCCCUUCACAGUCAUCCAGGGCCCACCAGGUACAGGGAAGACCGUGGUGGGCCUCCACAUCAUGUUCUGGCUGCAUCAAUCACACCAGGAGCAGGAGUCCACCAGCAGUAGCCCUGGUGGGGCAGGGCAGCCGAGGGGCCCACACAUCUUGUACUGUGGCCCCUCCAACAAGUCAGUGGAUGUAAUGGCAGAACUACUCCUGAGCAGGAGAGCAGAGCUGCGGCCCCUGCGAGUGUACAGUGAGAAGUCCGAGGCCACUGAGUUCCCAAUUCCAGGUGUGGGCCGCAGAGGCCUGCUCAACAAGGCCCACCAGGAGGGGAGGCCAAACGAGACCCUCAGGAGCAUCACCCUGCACCACCGAAUCCGACAGGCUUCCAACCCAUUUGCACCAGAGAUCAGGGCAUUUGACGCCCGGCUGCAGAGAGAGGAAGUCUUCUCUAGGGAGGACCUUGCCUUGUACAGGAGCAUCCUGGGGAAGGCGCGGAAGUUUGAGCUAGACCAGCACUCCAUCAUUCUGUGCACAUGCUCCUGUGCAGCCUCAGCCAGCCUCCAAAAGCUGGACAUCCGGCAGAUCCUCGUGGACGAAGCGGGCAUGGCCACUGAACCGGAGACCCUAAUCCCCUUGGUGCGCUUCUCCAAAGCUGAGAAGGUGGUCCUGCUCGGGGACCACAAGCAGCUACGGCCUGUGGUCAAGGACAAGCAACUGCAAAACCUGGGGAUGGAUCGGUCUCUCUUUGAGCGGUACCACAGGGAUGCCUUCCUCCUGGACACACAGUACCGCAUGCACCAGGCCAUCUGCACCUUCCCCUCCAUGGAGUUCUAUGGGAGGAAACUGAGGGCCUGGCAGGGCCUGAGGCGACCAGCCAGCAUUCUGGGCUAUGCUGGCAAGGAGAGCUGCUCUAUCAUUUUUGGCUAUGUGCAGGGCCAGGAGCAGAGCCUGCUGGUGUCCACAGAUGAAGGAAAUGAGAACUCCAAGGCCAACCUGGAAGAGGUGGCAGAGGUGGUUCGGAUCACCAAGCAGCUGACCCUGGACCGGACAGUAGACCCCCAGGAUAUUGCUAUCCUCACACCGUACAAUGCACAGGCUGUAGCCAUCAGCAAGGGCCUUGAGAGGGAGGGUGUCACUGGAGUAACUGUGUCCUCCAUCACCAAGAGCCAGGGGAGUGAGUGGCGCUAUGUGCUGGUGAGCACCGUCCGCACGUGCCCCAGGAGUGAUGUGGACCAGCGACCGACCAAGAGCUGGCUCAAAAAGUUCCUGGGCUUCGUGGUGGACCCCAACCAAGUUAACGUGGCCAUCACCCGGGCCCAGGAGGGGCUCUGCCUGAUUGGAGACCACAUCCUGCUGUCCUGCUGCCCUCUCUGGCGCCGUCUCCUGGACUUCUGUGCAGCCCAGCAGAGCCUCGUGCCUGCUAGCCAGGUGCAGGUCCGAAGGAGGCCAGCAAUGUCUUCCUGAAGAGUCCCUCUCUGCCUAGCUCAGGAUAUGCUGGUGGAGAGCAUGGCCCUCUCCCUACAGUGGACUGGAGCCCAGGGCAGGUGGCCGUGUCAACUUGCCACCGUGGCUGCUGGGAAGGCCCAGGCGGCUGGCAGCAGCUGGUGUUGACCUCUUCCUGGGGGUGAUCUUCCUGUUUGUGCCUGAACUUGGAAAGAGAAGAGGGACUGGAGUGAGCCCCUCUCUCUCUCUGCUGUGCUGCUCUCCCGGGAUGGGACGUUGGUUGAUAGGACAGCCUCUCAGCAGCUGACCAUUGAGGCCAUAUUGGCAGGAGACACCCCUGUCACCGGGAGGCCUCAGGUAGGAAGGAGACCUCUUUGAGGCUGCAUUUUGACCUUCAGACCCUCUGGGAUCACCCUGGCAUGGCAUCUGCCUUCUUUUCUAGUUUCAAAUACACCAAAGCCAGCGUCUUCUACUGGGACCACAGGCAGGGCCAGGACCUCCCUUGAAGAGGGGCCAUUUCUCUGCCCUCACUGCCACUAUCCUGUAGAGACCUCUGCCUAUCGGGGGAGGCCAGUCAAGCCAGACGGCAUACAACACUCCUGCCGGUGGGUGGGCCAAGGGCCAGGAGCAAGGUGCCCCAGACACUCUGGGCUGCCUCCACCCCAGCCACACUUGUCCAGGCCCAGAGCCCUCAGGACAACUUGCCUGGGGCCCUUUCUCUGCAGGGUUGAGUGGGUGCAGUCUCCCUGCUUGAGCUUGCCGCCACCCACCCACCCACCUGGAAGUAGCUCUCCUUUGUUCACCCCCUCUCCUGAGUCUUGAGGUGCCGCCAGCAAGUCAGCCGUCCAAGGAGGAGCAAGAGGCCUCCCCUCGCCUCUGCAGAGCCUUCUGUGGGAGGAGUGCCUGUCCACUGGGGUUUUCUACAAACCAGGUUUCUGUAUUCCAAUUUUCAACCUUUUCUCAGAUUCCACCUCAUGAUUAAAUUUUUUAAAUAUA